Myotis brandtii (Brandt's bat) is the source of this 1664-nucleotide messenger RNA. It is a transcript of the gene RCN2, whose product is annotated as reticulocalbin 2, EF-hand calcium binding domain. Bases 141 to 818 code for a protein of 225 amino acids. The record is from RefSeq and is a predicted model, not a curated record. Gene Ontology annotation, molecular function: calcium ion binding. Gene Ontology annotation, cellular component: endoplasmic reticulum. Lineage: Eukaryota; Metazoa; Chordata; Mammalia; Chiroptera; Vespertilionidae. The transcript has 6 exons.
ACCUUCCAAAGGAAGAAGUCGACGAAUAUGUUAAACUCGCCCCCGAAGAGCAACAAAAAAGACUGAAGUCGAUCAUAAAGAAAAUUGACUUGGACUCGGAUGGCCUUCUCACCGAAAGUGAACUCAGUUCAUGGAUUCAGAUGUCUUUUAAACAUUAUGCGAUGCAAGAAGCGAAACAACAGUUUGUUGAAUAUGAUAAAAACAGUGAUGGCCGUGUGUCGUGGGACGAAUACAACAUUCAGAUGUAUGACCGCGUGAUUGACUUUGACGAGAACACAGCUCUGGAUGACGCAGAAGAGGAGUCCUUCAGGCAGCUUCAUCUAAAGGACAAGAAGCGAUUUGAAAAAGCUAACCAGGACUCAGAUCCCGGUUUGAAUCUUGAAGAAUUCAUUGCUUUUGAGCAUCCUGAAGAAGUGGAUUAUAUGACGGAAUUUGUCAUUGAAGAGGCGUUAGAAGAACAUGACAAAAAUGGUGAUGGAUUUGUUAGUUUGGAAGAAUUUCUUGGUGACUACAGGCGGGACCCAGCAAAUGAAGAUCCAGAGUGGAUACUUGUUGAGAAAGAUAGAUUCCUAAAUGAUUAUGACAAAGAUGCGGAUGGCAGGCUUGAUCCUCAGGAGCUGUUAUCCUGGGUGGUACCCAACAACCAGGGCAUUGCCCAGGAGGAGGCUCUUCAUCUCAUCGACGAAAUGGAUUUGAAUAACGACAGGAAGCUCUCGGAGGCAGAGAUUCUGGAGAACCAGGACUUGUUUCUGACCAGCGAAGCCACAGAUUAUGGCCGACAGCUCCAUGACGAAUAUUUCUAUCAUGACGAGCUGUAAUCAUGAGUCCUGGCUCCUUUUAUAAUCUGUUACCAGUGUUACUUUUGUGAUAAAAUAUUGAAGAGGUUAUUUUCCACUCUGAAGUCUUACCACAAUCAGAUGUAUGUUGAUGUAGAUGAUAAUUCUGGCCUUUUAGGAGAAAAACAAAACCCCGACGUUUAUUUCAGAAAUAUAUUGGAGAAAACAAUAUUGUGCCGUCUGACAACAAAGUCUUUCCUAUAUGCUCCUCCUCUUCAGAACUGUGUUGUGGAAUAUGUUGAGUUCUAGUUCCAUACUUGAAAAAAUGGAACAUUUCAGGAUGCCUGAACAAUACUAAAGGAGUAUGUGGCCGAGCUAUACAUUUUUCUUUCUUUAAGUAGCAUUAAUUUGAGAACUGACGGGAGUACAUUGUUUUUAGAUUUAGCAUUUUGUUUAAAAACCUUUAAAGGAACCUGUAGAAGAAUUUUUACCUCACACAUAAGUUGAGGAGUUCUGCUUAAUUUUAAAAUGGUUCCUAUCAAGGGUUUUAUUGUAUGAAAUAGAACUUUAUAUUUUUGCAUACUUAUAGAUAGUAAUUAUAUUUAAUGUGUAACGAUAGCUCUAUGGUGUGUGGAACUUGAGAUUGUCUUGAACUCUUUUCUCUUUUGACUGAUUAAAAAUGAAGUGUCCUAUCUUUUUCAAUGUUUGUUAGUUUUCUUUAAUCUUCCUGGUAAUUCUUGAAUUUCACGUAGGUUUUGUUCUGUUAUACACUAUCCCACCUUAUCCAUUCCUGUAUUUUGAUAGUGAGUGUUCCAGAACUCUGUUAAAUUAUUCUUGUUCCAUACCUGUAUCUUUUUUUUUAAUAAAAGAAUACCAUAAUUAAAUGUA